CACCAUACAACUUCAUGAGUUGUGUUGAGAAGUUAUAUUUUUACAUUACUUUAAUAAUGGUGUGAAAAAAUGAAAAAGAAGAUGCAACAAUUUGUGUGGUAAAAGGGUGUGAACUGGUAAAAAAAUAUGUCACUAGACAAGGAUAAUAAUGAUUGAUGCAAUGCAAAUGGUAUUUGGAGUAUUAAUAAUUGCUUCCUUACGCCACAUAGUCAGGUGUAGUAACUCUAACAAGUUUGCUUUACUAAAAUCAAAAACAUUGGAAAAAGAUCAGGUUUUUGCUGUACAAAAGUUAAUUCAACGGCUGAUUCCUAAACAUGCAGAUGGUUUUGUUAUAACUCUUAAUGCUUCAUAUUUUGAACUCAAAAACAACUUGGAUGCAUUUGAGUUUAGGAGCUUGAAUGAUGGAAAGAUUUCGAUUACUGCAACGUCAGGCGUGGCCGCUGCGGCUGGUUUUUAUCAUUAUUUAAAAUAUUGGUGCAACUGUCAUGUCUCAUGGAGUGGAGAUCAGCUUAAUAUGCCAAGCAUAUUACCAAGUGUUUCUCAGCCUGUCACAAAAUAUUUUCAAGAAAGGUUUCGUUACUAUCAGAACGUUUGUACGGUAAGUUACUCAAUGGCUUUUUGGAACUGGUCUCGGUGGGAAAGAGAAAUUGAUUGGAUGGCAUUAAAUGGGAUAAAUCUACCUUUGGCUUUUACAGCACAAGAAACAGUAUGGCAGAAAGUUUACAUUGAACUUGGUUUGACACAGGAAGAAUUAGAUAGUCAUUUUGCAGGACCAGCUUUUCUUGCAUGGCAAAGAAUGGGUAACAUUGACGGCUGGGGAGGACCUCUACCUGCUUCAUGGUACCAGCAACAAAUGUCCUUACAACAAAACAUUUUGAAACGCAUGAGAAGUCUUGGCAUGAUGCCAGUACUACCUGGCUUUGCUGGUCAUAUACCCAAAGCUUUAGUUAAAAGAUUGUAUCCAGAAGCAAAAUAUUACAAUUUGAAAAACUGGGGUCACUUUUCAUCAGAGUACAGUGGGAGUUUUUUAUUGAAAUCAGAAGAUGAUUUAUUUCAGCAAAUUGGUUCAAUGUUUAUAAAAGCUCAACAAGAAAUAUACAAUGGGACUGAUCAUAUUUACAACGCAGAUGUAUUUAACGAAAUGAAACCACCAAAACUUACAACUGAUUUUAUGUACAAAACAAGCAAAUCAAUUUUUCAAUCAAUGUUAUCUGGUGACCCAAACGCGGUAUGGUUGAUGCAAACUUGGAUGUUUUGCAAGUCUUAUUGGACUGAAGAUUUAAUUAAAAGUUGGUUAACAGCAGUUCCAAUUGGAAGAUUGAUCCUGCUUGAUUUAGCUUCAGAUAUAUAUCCUAUUUACAACAACACAAAUGGUUACUAUGGUCACCCAUUUAUUUGGAGCAUGAUUGAGAAUUUCGGUGGAACAACAAGGUUGUAUGGAAAAGUGGAAGAUAAUAUUAAAGCCAUUCUAUCUGCUCGAAACGAAUUCGGCAACUAUAUGGUUGGAACUGGUAUGACACCCGAAGGUAUUGAACAAAACGAUGUUAAUUUUGAAAUCAUGAAUGAAAUGGCAUGGCGAAAUUCUAAUAUCAACAUGACUAAAUGGAUUAAACAAUAUGCAUUUAGAAGAUAUGGUGUGGUGAAUGAUCAUAUUUGUGAUGCAUGGCAGAUGUUAUUAAAUACAGUUUACAACUGUCAUUCUGAUAUUCAAAAUGGUAGAAGAGGAGAAGGACGUAUACCUGUGAUAAGACCUUACAUUACAAGCAAGUUACCUGUUUUUAUGUGGUACAAUCCAAAAGAUUUGUUUUGUGCAUGGACACAUAUGAUUGCAGCUAGUCAACAAAUUCAAUCAACAGAUGCUUUCAGGUAUGACUUAGUCAAGUUUGGUACUCAAGUUUUAGAAGAUUUAAGUAUCCAUUUAUAUUACCAACUUAUUAAAGCUUAUGAAGAAAAAGAUUUGUAUCAAAUCACUAAUGCUGGAAGGACGUUGAUUGAUCUUCUUAAUGAUAUGGACACCUUAUUAAGCACAGAUAGAUUUUCACUGCUUGGAACUUGGAUUGGUUCAGCAAAGAAUUUAGGAGAGAAUAUGAAGGAGAAAAGAAUCUUAGAAUAUAACGCAAGGAUUCAAAUCACGUUAUGGGGACCAAAUGGAGAAAUUCAUGAUUAUGCAAAUAAAAACUGGGCAGGUUUAAUUCAAUCAUAUUACACACCAAGAUGGAAAAUGUUUAUUGAUGACGUAACACGCUGUGUUUAUAACAACGUGUCUUUUAGUUCCAAAGUUUUUGGAUCCAAACUGUUAUCAUUUGAGCAGUCAUGGACGAAAGAUAUAUCACAGUUUCCUUCUUUUCCAACUGGUAGUGCAUUUAAAGUAUCAGAAAUCCUUUUAAAGAAAUAUGCAAAAUACUUUGAUGUGUAAUUUAAAAAAUACUUUAUAUUUUAAACUGUUGAUUUUAAAAUUAGUAUAAUUUAUUUGGAGAAUGCUUAUCAUAUGCAUUAAAGAGAUUUUUUAAAUCAGUAGUUUUUCAAUUGAAUUAACAGUGCAUACCAAAGUGAGUUAAUUAUUGCUCCGAAUUUAUUAAGCUGUAAUCCAGAAAUUUGAAACAGUGGCCGUUAGAUCUAAAUUGGUUUUUUCCUUUAAAAUCUUUUAGAGGACCAAGUCAUUUUUGUGUAGCUUAAUAUAAUAUUUUGAAUUUUGCAUGGCCAUGAACACUGAUAGUCUCUCCAAAUAACUAAGAGUUUGAUAACAAUAACACAUGCUUUCAUCGAUGUUAAUCUUUCAUAAUGCUGGUUUCAGUUUAAUGAAUUUCAGGAUAAAAUUGAGUUGGGAAAUAGCCAUUUAUGGGAUAGUGAAAACACUGGAUUACAUCCUGUUUAUUUGAAAAUAAAUCAACUAACAGUAAAAUAGGUGUUAAGUUAUGAUUUUUGGGGAUGGUUCAGCCGUCUUUAGUGAUACAUUCUUCAAAGCAGAAACUUUAUUUUGAAUAACAACCAAGAAACUGUCACGAACAUUGAGAAACCAAUGGAACAAACUACCUGCAGUUAUCCACAUUACCUAUUUAAACAGAUUAACCUACCAUAAAAAUCUUUACAAUCAGUGACAAAACAGUAGACAACUUUUACACACGAAACAAGUACAGAUGACCCCCCUUUCCCUAAACUCAAAAUUUUAGUCGAACAACAGUUUUGAACAUUUUUCUAUAAACUGUCAAUGUUUUUGUUUUACCUUGUAAUCCUUAUUAUUUGUAUCACGACAGGUGUUUCUUUUAAAUGAUGAAAUAGUACUGCCAGCACA
Molecule: messenger RNA, 3292 nt
Organism: Hydractinia symbiolongicarpus
Lineage: Eukaryota; Metazoa; Cnidaria; Hydrozoa; Anthoathecata; Hydractiniidae
Product: alpha-N-acetylglucosaminidase-like
Exons: 8
Coding region: 149-2416 (755 amino acids)
Source: RefSeq, a predicted model, not a curated record